AUGUCUGUAACUGAAGAAAGAAUUCAAGAAUUAAAUAGACGAUUUUUAGAAUUUAUGAGUAAAAGUGAGAAUGUGGAAUCAGCAACCAAAGAAAUUUAUGAUGAUCUUCUUGAUGAGGUAUUAAUGGGAUUUGUUUUCGAUGUACAUCGAACUACAAAAACUGGUAGUUCUGAUGUAGAAGAAGGCAUACCUGAUGACGAAUCGUAUGCUAUUGUAGAUUCUCCAGGAUUGGAUGUCUUUGGUCAACAUCCUGUUAAAAAAUCCCAAGAAUGUAAUUGUCCAAAUUGUGAUAGAGGAGUUGCAGCUUGUCGUUUUGCAACUCAUUUAGAAAAAUGUAUGGGUAUGGGACGAAAUAGUUCGCGAAUUGCAUCAAGACGCAUAGCAAAUAAUUCAAAAGAUCUCAGUAAUUUCAGUGGUGUUAUAAGUGAUGAUGAUGAUGAUGUUGAUUGGAGUUUAAAUAAUGAUAAGCGUAAACGCAGAAAAGACCGUAAUGGUAUUAAAAGAACAAAGCAACAAAAAAAUAGCCAAAGAAAUGGUGAAACUAUAAAUGAACAUGUUCAUAGUAGUAAUGAAAAUUCUCCAUCAAAUUAUGAAAAUAUGUCCUUGGAAGAUAAAAGAAUUCUAUUGACUCAAAUUUGUGGAGUAAUCUCAGAGCAUACAAAAAAAUUAUGUACACGAUCUAUGCGAUGUCCACAACACACAGAAGAUCAAAGGAAAGAAAUGAGAGCAAAUUUGGAAUCUGGAAACAAUAUACAACCUAGUCAAGAUAAUCUUCAUGUUGAUGUAGAUACUUAUGAAGAGGGAGAUGGGCAAAACUUAAGAGAAGCAUUAGCGCGUUGGGAUCGCGAAGAAUCAAGUCAUUCGAGUCCAGCAGAUUCUACAUCUACUACAUCAACAUCUUCAAUAAGUAGAAAACGAGAAACAAAAUCGAAAGGCAAAGGCAAAGGUUCCAAACGUGAUCGUGGAUCGCCUAUUUCACAAGGAGAUUAAAAUAGUUUGCUUAAUUUAUUUUUUAAUUCUAAGAAUUUUCUAACAAGAAAAUUUAUGUAAUAAUAAUGUUCCUAUGCAUUGUAUAAAGCUUCAAGAAUAUAUUAUCCCAAACAAAAUAUAAAUUAAAAAAAAAAAACCUUUUUAAUUUUAUUUUAUGUUCAAUAAUUUCAAAAUACUUGUAAUUUAAAUAUGCAUAAUAAUUACUGUUAUGCAGUAUAUAUAUAUAUAUAUAUAAAAUAUAUAUAUAAAACCAAUGAAUGUUUCGUUGCUUUAAUGUUGCGUUAAUGGAGGCGCUACAUUCUGCAAAUGUCAGAAUGUUAAUUCAUUUAUAUAUAUGAUUCAUGGUUAUAUGCCGCCAUUUUCUAUUAAAUAUUAUUUGACGUGAAGUUAUCGUAUAUUAAAGUAAGAUUAAAGUAAUAAAUAAUUUUAAAUUAUAUUAUUAAAUAAAGAUGUUAAAUGUGCAAAUAAGUACUGCUUCUGGAGUGAAACAAAUUCUUACUGUCGAAACUCCAUUUAAAAUUCAAGAAUUAUAUGAUUACAUUGAAGGAUUAACGG
Messenger RNA from Apis cerana (Asiatic honeybee), 1545 nucleotides. RefSeq names its product SAGA associated factor 11kDa (gene Sgf11). The record is from RefSeq and is a predicted model, not a curated record. Gene Ontology annotation, cellular component: DUBm complex; SAGA complex. Gene Ontology annotation, molecular function: transcription coactivator activity. Gene Ontology annotation, biological process: regulation of transcription by RNA polymerase II; positive regulation of DNA-templated transcription. NCBI's taxonomy places the organism in Eukaryota, Metazoa, Arthropoda, Insecta, Hymenoptera, Apidae.